Molecule: messenger RNA, 1150 nt
Organism: Haliotis rubra (blacklip abalone)
Lineage: Eukaryota; Metazoa; Mollusca; Gastropoda; Lepetellida; Haliotidae
Product: ras-related protein Rab-6A-like
Exons: 6
Coding region: 146-850 (234 amino acids)
Molecular function (GO): GTPase activity; GTP binding
Source: RefSeq, a predicted model, not a curated record
ACAUCACGUGACGAUUACGUGACAUGCGCAUUUCCACGAAGGCGGUGAUAUUGGGGAACCCCAUUCUGUACGGAACAGUGUUUAUAGACUUGGGUAAGGGUCUAUGUGUAACACUUACUACAUCGUCAUGAAAUAAGACGACAUCAUGUUGACAUGGCCGAGGAACAAGGCGCCUCUCAUACAACAACAAACCAGUAUCACAGACGACAAGGUUGACUGUGACAAGUGGAAAUGCGGGACGGUGAAAAGACACAACAUUGGGGGCCAGGUGAUAGCUGCCAAGGUAACCCUGGUUGGGAAUGUGAGCACAGGCAAGACGUCGCUGGCCCUGCGGUACUGCCGGGGAUCUAUAGACGCACAUCCAAAACCCACCGUAGCUGUUGAUUGGCUGCACCACAGCGAGAUGGUCAACAACCGCCGUGUGAACCUGCAGAUCUGGGACACUGCAGGCCAGGAGAAGUUCGAAGCCGUCAUGCCAAACUUCCUCCGCUCAUCCGCGGCGGUACUCCUCUGUUACGAUGUCACAGACGUGAGGUCCUUUAUGUCGAAGACGAAAUGGCUAGAAAUGAUCAGAGGAGAGGUUCCGGAUGCCCUGGUGGUCCUGGUGGCGACUAAAGUGGACAAGGCCGACAGGAUUAUCUCGGUACAGGACGGGGAACAGUUUGCCCGAGAAAACAGGCUACAGUACAUAGAAACAUCGGCGAAAACAGGACACAAUGUUGAUGGCCUCUUUUAUGAGAUUGCUGCACGGGUUGCAGGCAUGUGGACGAUGAACUACGCCAACGCCAACGAAUUCCACCCCAUCACCAUUGAAGAAGAUAGGAAAGCCCGGAAAAAAUGUCAGUGUUGAUCGACGUCUUGUGUAGUAUUUGUUGGGCACGCUUGGCAUCUGUGAGACAUCUCAUAAGGGAGACUAGAUCUUGAAAGAGAUCAUUAUGGCAAGGAACAUUAAUUCACAUUUAAUGCUCAUACUGUUGAUCACUGGAUUAUACUCGCCCAAACUCGAUUAUUUACAGACCACCGCCAUAUAGCUGGAAUAUUGCUGAGUGUGGCGUAAAACAACAAAGAAAUAUUGGAUAUUCUUAUUAAUGAAUGGCUUUUGUCAAGAACCCUUGACGUUUUAUGUAGUAAAAUGUUGAGUUCAGGCUCA